AUGCUGGACAUGGACACGUUGCAGAUCUGGGGAGAUGUCAUUCUAUGGGCUCCUUUAGCUGUUCUCUUCCUUUAUAUGGCCGGUGUGAUGCCAUUUGUCCAUAUCAAUAUGCUGGCCAAGAUAUUACUUGGUGCAUCUGGGUUGUUGCAGCCUGUUGCAUGGUUUUCCAAUCCCAAGCAAUGCAGUAGUAUUUCUUUAGCAAGCAGGAAAGGUUUUUCGUUGAGUUCUGUUAAGGAGUUUCACACGUAUAGAAUCAUUUCUAACUUUGAUCUUCAUCAGAAGGCAAAGCUUAGUAUCAUGCCUGCUUACAUGAUGUGUAGAAGACUGACGUAUACUUGCAUGCACAUUUUUGCAUAUGGGAUUGCUCUGAUCGUUGUAGAUGACUUAUAUGCAGGUUCGUUCUUCCCCUAUUCAGAAUCCAAUCAUCUUCUGCUGCAAGGUGCCAUGGGACAUAGACAAAUGUUCAACUCUUCCCAAUUCUUCGAGAUCGAGCAGGAUUGGAGCCAUGGUCACCCUGCUUCUGGACAGCCCCAUGCUCAUAUUGGAAGGGCUGUUUCUCAAGAAAAUGGUUCCUUUUCUCAUCCUAUCAAUCCUAUUUCAACAAAUGGACUCAAUUGUGCCUCUCGACGGAACCUGGAAAGCAGAUCCCUUGAGCAUUCUUCAACAUAUUUCAGGCAUGCUAUCCACGAAGUUGAAGGUGGUUUACUUGAUCAUACAAUGAGCACUGGAAGAGGGCCAUUCAAAAGAAAAAGCCCUGGUGUUUCUGCAUCAUGGGAAAGAGGUGGCACCAGCAGUAUCUACGGUGCAGGAAGUUCCUCCAAUUCUUUUGAACUUCACCAUGAGAAACCAAAUUCAGAUAGUAGGAAUUACGUAUCAGACUCCUCUGGUUUACCACCCUACAUAGGUAGCAGCCUGUCAAUUGGGGGUGAAGAUUCUUCAAGGAAUGUGAGAAGCAGAUCUAGGCUUGAUUUGGAGCCCAACCCAAGGAGAACCCAUUUAAGUUACUCGUCCCAUCCUUUUUCUUCAACAUCUCAUCUCCGAAACCAUCCUGGGCCAGUGGAUGUUUCUAACUUAAAUACUGAUAGAACUGUUUAUGAGCAGAACCAUAUUGGUGUUCCUCCUCCUGCACAUGGGAGGUUUCAUACCUCAGCUAAUAAUUCCUUGAGCCAUGAGAUGAAUCAGCAUUAUGCUGGAGGGAAUCCUACUGAUAUUCGUCAGUACAACCAUGAAUCCAUCUUAAGCAGAAAUCCUGUUGCACCACCACGAUAUCUUCAUGGUUUUCAUGCUCAGGCUUCAAGGGAUGGGCAGAAUAGCUAUCCUCGAAGAGCUAUACCUACACGUUGGACUGAUAUGAGCUCCUCUCAUUUCGGACAAGAAGCAGCUGCUAUCGAAAAUGGUCAGCAUUUUCUUUCAGAAACCCAUAGUUCCAGAUAUCCAAGGCCACCUUCUUCUGGAGGUUGGCCCAACAAUCAUAGAGAAGGAAGGUCAAGAAUAGCUAUUGAGAGAUUCCAGUCACUUUCUAACGUGGUGGAUGCACGUGAUAGAAUGGGAUCUGAGGCUCUCAUGAUGUUAGAUCACUCGUAUUUAUAUGGCUCCAGAAAUUUAUUUGAUCAAUACAGGGAAAUGAGACUGGAUGUUGACAGCAUGAGUUAUGAGGAACUACUUGAUCUAGGAGAAAGGAUAGGGAAUGUCAACACAGGAUUGCCUGAAGAUGUGUUUUCAAAGUGCUUGAUGGAGACAACAUGCCUUUCUUCAAACAAAUGCCAGGACGAAACAUCCUGUGCCAUCUGCCUUGAAGAGUACAGGAGCACGGACAAAGUUGGCACGAUAAAGAACUGUGGACAUGUUUAUCACGUUGACUGCAUCAAGAAAUGGUUGUCGAUGAAGAAUAUGUGCCCCAUCUGCAAAGCACCUGCUGUUGCUGAUAGUUCGAAUCGAGACUGA
This is a messenger RNA of Dovyalis caffra, 1944 nucleotides long. NCBI's taxonomy places the organism in Eukaryota, Viridiplantae, Streptophyta, Magnoliopsida, Malpighiales, Salicaceae. The record is from the annotation of a GenBank genome assembly.